Fusarium poae is the source of this 792-nucleotide messenger RNA. RefSeq lists its product as uncharacterized. Bases 1 to 792 code for a protein of 263 amino acids. The transcript has 3 exons. The record is from RefSeq and is a predicted model, not a curated record. Gene Ontology annotation, cellular component: mitochondrion. Lineage: Eukaryota; Fungi; Ascomycota; Sordariomycetes; Hypocreales; Nectriaceae.
AUGUUAAGACAGCCAGCUCGCGGCGUGCACGCGCCAGCACGAGCUUUUGGCCAGUCAGCUCGACAGGCAGCUUGGAAUGGCGCAUGGGCAAGGCAUUUCACAUCGCAGUCAGGAAACCAAGCUGGGCGUCAGAUUUGGAGAUGGAGGACCGGAGCUCUCCCUUGGGAAGGCAUGAUGGCCCGUCUAAGGAACACACGCUUUAAACCAGGAACCAUAACAACGCCAAACAUGCUCCAGGGUGUGUUGAGGCGUGGGUUUCGAUUCACAACGAAGCGCAAGUCGAACAAAGGGCCGACCGUUGGCGAAACCGAUGAAGCCAAGGGCCUCAGUGCUAGACUCAGGAAACUCACAAAGGAGUAUGGCUGGGUGACCGUUGGCGUUUACCUUGGGCUGUCUGUUCUGGACUUUCCUUUCUGCUUCCUGUUUGUUAGGAUGGUUGGACCUGAGAAGAUUGGCGAGGUCGAGCAUCGCGUGAUGUCAACGGUCAAGCAGAUGAUCCCCGAUUCUGUUCGGGAAGCUUGGCACACUUACUGGCAGUCUUUCCGGAAGGCUGAGGCCAAGGCACUGGGUGAUGACGAAAUUAGUGACAAGAUGGAGAUGGCCACCUGGGGGGUUGAGAAGGCUCAGGAGCGCAAUCGCGUCGAUGCUAGCUUGGCAACUCAGCUGGCGUUGGCGUACGCCAUUCACAAAAGCUUCAUCUUUAUUCGAGUGCCGUUAACGGCCGCCGUAACGCCAAAGGCUGUCAAGGUGCUCCGAUCUUGGGGCUGGAAUAUCGGAAAGAAGAAGGCGUAG